Chelmon rostratus (copperband butterflyfish) is the source of this 1619-nucleotide messenger RNA. Its product is annotated as Kv channel-interacting protein 2-like. The record is from RefSeq and is a predicted model, not a curated record. Gene Ontology annotation, molecular function: potassium channel regulator activity; calcium ion binding. Gene Ontology annotation, cellular component: voltage-gated potassium channel complex. The transcript has 9 exons. Gene Ontology annotation, biological process: regulation of potassium ion transmembrane transport. The coding region runs from base 174 to 935 and encodes 253 amino acids. Lineage: Eukaryota; Metazoa; Chordata; Actinopteri; Chaetodontiformes; Chaetodontidae.
GCGCUUUUGCCUCUCAUUUCCGAGCAGUCUGCAGCCCUCACCGGCUGAUGCGUGCAGGAAAAGUGACAUGCAAGCAGGAAUGAAGCGGCAGAGGUCGUAGACGAGCUGCGGCUCCGACGCGCACGCAGAUCGGGCAGGUUCAGCGCGGCGGUCUGGUAAGAACUGAAACAAACAUGAAAUCCAGGAGUCAGGAGCAGAGUUUGUCUGACUCCAGAGAGCUGGACAGAUCCUACGACCCGCUCACAGGUAAUCCGCCAUCCAAACCCAAUAAAAAGACCAUAAAGCAGCGGUUCCUCAAACUGCUGCCCUGCUAUCGCUCUGGCUCCAGCUCUUCGUCUGAUCAAAGAAGUCUCUCUGACGAGGCUAAACUGUCGGCGGUGUGUUACAGGCCAGAGGGGCUCGACCAUCUCGUCCAGCAGACCAGCUUCAGCAAGAAAGAGCUGCAGGUCCUCUACCGGGGAUUCAAGAACGAGUGUCCCAGUGGUGUGGUGAAUGAAGAGACUUUCAAAAGCAUCUACUCCCAGUUCUUCCCUCAGGGAGAUUCGAGCAUGUACGCGCAUUUCCUGUUUGAUGCUUUUGACACCAACAACAACGGAUCGGUCAGCUUUGAGGACUUUGUUGUAAGCCUGUCCAUCAUCUUGAGAGGCUCCAUCACCGAUAAACUCAACUGGGCUUUUAAUCUGUACGAUCUCAACAAAGACGGCUGCAUCACCAGAGAGGAGAUGACAGACAUCAUGCACUCCAUCUAUGACAUGAUGGGGAAGUACACCUACCCCAACAUGCAGGACAGUGCUCCCAAGGAGCAUGUUGACAACUUCUUCCAGAAAAUGGACAGGAACAAUGACGGAGUGGUCACCAUCGAGGAGUUCUUGGAGACAUGCCAAAAGGAUGAAAACAUCAUGCAGUCCAUGCACAUGUUCGACAAUGUGAUCUAAGGCUUUGGUGAGACCUUCCCUCCUGCCUGGAGCUCAUCUACAGUCUUCAGCCUCCAGCCGGAGCGGGUGGUGUUUCUGGGCCUGAACAGAGUGGUGCAGGGUCCAAAUGACAACCCAAGGAUAUUUAUCCCAAAACCUGUGAACCCUUGUGAUUUUUUUUUAAUCAAAAGUGCAGAGAAAAGCAUUAAAAGGUGGAUUUUUGAAGAUGUAUUAUGAUUGAAUGAUCUGUGCAAAUGGAUUUGAACAAACACAUUUAACGCUGUAGAGAAGCAGCUCAAUAACAAUAAGCAUUGAUGAGCAAAUGGCUCUAAAAGCAACAUGUACUGCCUUGGCCUCUUCACUCAUACAAAGGAUGAUUAUCAUUAUAUUUUCUAUAUUGCAUGAAUGAAUGUGCAGACACCUGGAAUUAAUUGAAUUAUGCUGAAACUGUUGUAGAGUAUCACACACUUUCUGUGCUCACAGUUGUGCUCCAAUGAGGGACGCUCUGAUAAAGGGAUGACGUUUGAAUUCAAGCAAUAAUCUUAUAGAAAGAUGUUAUCAAAUCUUCUCUGUCCCCCACUCACAUUUAGUGUUGUGCUGUGUACUGUGUCUGCAUGACGUGUCUGUUUUGACAGGCUAUUGAAAGUGUUAGUAUAUUUUAUAUAUGGACAUGGUGAUGAUGAUGAUGAUGAUGAUGAAACUCAA